This is a messenger RNA of Zeugodacus cucurbitae (melon fly), 3892 nucleotides long. RefSeq names its product endoplasmic reticulum metallopeptidase 1. The transcript has 11 exons. The record is from RefSeq and is a predicted model, not a curated record. Gene Ontology annotation, biological process: proteolysis. The coding region runs from base 999 to 3602 and encodes 867 amino acids. NCBI's taxonomy places the organism in Eukaryota, Metazoa, Arthropoda, Insecta, Diptera, Tephritidae. Gene Ontology annotation, molecular function: metalloexopeptidase activity.
AGAAAGUUGUCACCCUUUCGAGCACAAGAAACACGGAAAACAAGUGUGAUAUUAUAUAAGGUGUUGUGGAAGACAGGGAAGCCGUGACAAUAUCCUGCGGAAAUCCACAAAGAUCCUACCGCUUCUUCAUAGCAGUGAAUAAAGAGCAGCUGGUACGCUGUUGAAGAGAAGCGAUCUUUGCCGGAAGAGCGCACAGCAUACCAACAGCGUUCAAGUGAUUUUCAUUCACCACCACUUGUCGCUCUGUUGUUGCUGUUGAGCGCGUGAGAGCGACACUGGCUGUUGAUCUCCAUCGUUGGUGCUGAUCUUAGCAGCAGUAGUUCAGCAUUCAGCAUCCACUGGCUACUAAGCAACUCGACGGCUGCAUCCAGCUGUUACAGAUACGUACAAAACGCCGGACAGCACGGUGCUCAAAGGUCGGAGAUACGGUGCGUUUUUGAAAAGAUUUCGAUUUUUUGUUUUUCAAACCAAUUCGUUAAAAUGUUUGAGAUAAAAUUUAAAAUCUAUUGGGUUUAAAAAAGUGUGUUGAAUAUGUUGCAAAGAUGAGUUUGGUUGUUGGAAAAGUAUUGAAAAUUAAAAAUAUUUAAAGUAAAGCAUUUCUGUAUGACUAGUGCUUGUUGUUGUUGGUGAAAAACUAGACAGCCACAGCUGCUGCUUCUAAUUAGUGUGCGAAAAAAUUAUCCACCAAAAAGUUUCUUCCUCAACAAAGUGUCGACAAAAGUGUUUAUUUUCACUAGUGCGUGUCUUUGCAUAUUUAUGCCUGUGUUUGAUUUGUUUGUGUAUAAUAAAAGAACAGUUUAACUCAUCUUUACUGCACAAUACGGCAGAGGUGUUUCUCAUAAAUAUUUAAAUUAUUUGCUGAAAUUAGUGUGAAUUUGGUUGUUUGUUUGUAUAAAAAGUCGUGAAUUUUCGCGAAGUUUCGUGUUUUUAGUUAUCUUGAAUUGUCCACCUAAAAAAAUUACUCAAACAUAAGCUGGAUAGAUAGAAAAUCAUUCACCAUGCACGAGCUGAAUAUGAAAUCCAAAUAUGAGAAUAUGAAAAUCAUAUAUAAUCGCAGCAAAUUCGGCUGGUAUUGGGCGCCGCUUUUCAUUGCCUUUUGGUUUCUACUCUUCUACCUCACCGUCAUACCCAGCUAUCAUAGUUACCCGGAUACGCUGAAAUUUGAAGAUGAAGCCACACAUCCGGGACGUUUUAUUGGCGAGAGCGCAGAGAGCAUGCUGCUGCGUCUCACAAAAAUCGGUCCGAAAGUUGUGGGUAGUCCGGCAAACGAACAGACAGCAGUGCAAUUUUUACUCACCGAAAUCAGUAAUAUCGUGCGAGAAUCACGCACAGAUCUCUAUAAAAUAGAGCAUGAAAUACAAGUGACCUCUGGUAAUUAUGUCAUCUGGAAAAUGGUGAAUGUGUAUCAGAGCAUACAGAAUGUUGUGGUGAGAUUGACGCCGCGUGGCUCAAAUAGUACAUCAAGUUUACUGAUCAAUAGUCAUUAUGACUCGGUACCCGGCAGCUCUGGUGCAGGUGAUUCGGGUGCCAUGAUUGUUAUUAUGUUGGAGACUCUGCGUGUGAUUGCGAAAUAUGAGACACCGCUAAAGCAUUCGAUUGUGUUUCUAUUCAAUGGCGCCGAGGAAAAUCCGUUACAGGGGUCACAUGGUUUCAUAACGCAACACCCGUGGGCGCGCAAUGUCUCUGCUGUCAUAAAUUUGGAUUCAGCCGGCUCUGGUGGUCGUGAAAUUUUAUUUCAGUCCGGCCCAGAUCAUCCCUGGUUGAUGAAAUAUUACGGCAGUCACAUAGAACAUCCAUAUGCCUCUACUAUCGGUGAAGAAUUGUUCCAAUAUGGAUUUGUACCUUCGGAGACGGACUUCAGAAUAUUUAGAGAUUUCGGAAAUAUACCAGGCUUAGAUAUGGCUCACACUCUGAAUGGAUUCGUCUAUCACACGAAAUAUGAUCGUUUCAGCUUGAUACCGCAAAGAACAUAUCAACUCACCGGCGAUAAUGUGUUGGCCUUAACCAAAGCGCUAUGCAAUGCACCCGAAAUGGAAGAUCCAGAUAAAUAUGCAGAGGGCCAUACAAUCUUCUUCGAUGUGCUUGGCUGGUUCAUAGUCUACUAUUCGGAAACCACCGGCACUGUUGUAAAUAUUAUUGUUUGUAUCAUCGCCAUUAUCACUAUAUUGGCCUAUAUCUGGAAUAUGGCACACCAGACAGGCAUGUUUCGUCGUCGCGUCUUUAUCAAAUUCGGCAUUUUAUUGGGUAUACAAUUCGCUGCCGUGCUCUUGGCGAUAUUACUAACGAUCACGAUUGCGAUAUUUAUGGACGCUGUUGGCUUGUCCAUGUCGUGGUUCUCACAACCAUGGAUGGUUUUUGGUUUAUACUUUUGUCCCAUGUUCUUCAUGAUGGGCUUGAUACCGGCGAUUUAUUUGAGUCGCACGAAGGAGCACGGUCUACCUUUAGGUUAUGCCAUACAGCUGAUAAUGCACGCGCACUGUCUGAUAUUAACGGUGGUUUGCAUUGCUCUCAUCUCAUUGGGCAUACGCUCGGCCUUUGCUUUAAUGCUCUGUAUUGCCUUCUAUGUGCUGUCGGUGAUCUUGAAUAUGAUCACUUGCUUCCACAAAACUACUUUCCUCUGGCUCAUACCACACACCGUCUGCCAGUUGUUACCCUUCCUUUUCUACAGUUACUGUUGCUAUGCUUUCUAUGUCAUCUUCAUACCGAUGCAAGGUCGUGAUGGUGCCAAUAAGAAUCCCGAUAUUCUCAUCGGUGGCUUUACGAUGUUAAUAUGCUUGCUGAUGGCACCGUUCUUGGUACCACUUUUGUGCCUCUUCCGCAAGUCAAAAACCAUUAUUUCCAUCUUCGGUGGCGUUUGUUUGGCGUUCAUAAUACUGGCUGCGACGCCCGUUGGCUUUCCAUAUAAGGAACGUGAAGCGCCUCAACGUUUCUAUGUCGCUCAUACCACACGCACUUUUCACAAUGCCGAUCCGGCCAUGUCAGUACGUCAUAGAGAUUCUGGCUACUAUGUUGUGCCUGUUGAUCGUCAUCCACACUCUGUGGAUUAUAUGUUCGAGAAUGUGAAUGCCACAGAUACCGCUGAUUCGGCGAAUUGCGAGACUGAAUUGAUGUGUGGCUAUCCAAUCUACAGUUCGCGUUGGCUGGGCUGGCGCAAGCAAAGCUUUUGGAUCGAUGGUCCUGCGCCGAAAGCCGGUGGUUGGCCCAGACUGCGUAUUUUGCGCAAAGAUAGCAUCUCAACUACAAACCUGAUUAUUAGCUUAGAAGUUGCGGGCCCUGAUCACAUGAGCAUUUUCAUAAAACCAAUGAAUGACACCAAACUGAUUGAUUGGUCAUUGGAUCGUACGCCGAUUAAGCAGAAUUUCGAACCACCUUACUUUAUUUAUUUGUCUUAUGCUUUGGAUCCGGCGCCUUUCCGUUUCCAUAUGGAAUUUGCGCACAAUAGCUCAGAUUGGUCGGGCGCCACAUUCGACAUUGCCGUUAUAGGUCAUAAGGUUCACGAUGACAUUUUAAAUACCGAUGACUUCCGCGAAUUCGUUGCUAAGUUCCCCGCCUGGUCCACAGUGAGCGCUUGGACGAGCUCAUACGAUAGUUGGCGUAUCUAAACAAUGACAACUAAAUGCUACGACGAUUAUGAUCAACUACUAUUUUUAACGGAUGCCAUAGCUUUAAUUAUAAACUAAUAACUUUUGGAAUACACCUUGUAUAUUCUUUAAGGAAACGCAAACCAACGAACAAAGUGCUUGAGUAAAUCUUCGGCAGAAGUUUACAGCACCACGAUAUUUAUUUAAAUAAGCAUAACUAUUUUAAAGACUUCUUUUUGUUAUAUAUUUUAUUUUAAUUUUUUAAAAACUAUUUAUAAUCAAAAAUACAUAUCUAUGUAUUAGUUUUUAUA